CUGAAGCACUUUUUGUUUGAGCUCUCGCCUGCAAAGCAACGCGGCGGACUUUGGACUAUUCACAACAGAUAAAUGCACUAUUUCCUCUUUACGGAACCGAAACGAACCGACAGCAAUUACUAGACACGCAGAUCAAAGAGGAGCCGCUGCAGAGUUUGUGUGUGUGGGAGAAUAAAGGAGAGCAGCCAUGCCUCUAACGAGGGGGAAGAAACCCGCUUUCACUGCGGGGAACAAGAUCCCCAAACUCAAUGCCACGAGCGAGAACCAGGAGGAAGGCCCCCAGGUGAAGCGGUCCUCCUCUCCUCCCCACGGGGCCCCGAAGAAGAGGACCGCGUUCAUCGACAUCACUAAUGCUCACAAGGUCCACAUCAGCCUUCCGGGGAAGAAGAAGAAGAAGGAAGCGGCCGCGAAGAAGCAGGUGAAGAAGACGAGCGCCGCCGCCUCGUUGUCCGCGAAGAACCACGCCAACCUGACCAAGUCUUCGUCGGAGAGCUCGGAGGACACGCCGGCUGAGAGAGAGGAGGAGGAGGAGGAGGAGGAAGAAGAGGAGGCGCAGACGGAGGCGGCAGCUCCAGUAGAAGAGCUGGUGGCUGCCGCGCCGCCUGCUGCCGGCGAAGUGCCGGCACACCUUCAGAAACAACAAAUCCCAGCGGAGUUUGACAUCGACUCUGAGAACUCUGAGGACUGUUACAUGUGUCCAGAGUACGCAAAGGACAUCUUUGACUACCUCAAACGGAGAGAGGAGAAGUUCGUCCUCCACGACUACAUGUCCGAUCAGACCAGCCUGAACCCGGAGAUGAGGGCCAUCCUGAUCGACUGGCUGGUGGAAGUGCAGGAGAACUUUGAGCUGUACCACGAGACCCUGUACCUGGCCGUGAAGAUGGCCGACCACUACCUCGCCAAGACGCCUGUCCACAGGGAGCUGCUGCAGCUCGUGGGCUCCACCACGAUGCUCAUCGCCUCCAAGUUUGAGGAGCGCAGUCCGCCGUGCGUCGACGACUUCCUGUACAUUUGCGAUGACGCGUACAAGCGGGAGGAGAUCAUCUCCAUGGAGGCCAACAUCCUGCAGACGCUCUCCUUCGACAUCAGCAUCCCCAUCCCCUACCGGUUCCUCAGACGCUAUGCCAAGUGUGUGAGCUCGGGGAUGGACACGCUGACUCUGGCGCGGUUCUACUGCGAGAUGAGUCUCAUGGAGAUGGAGCUGGUGUCGGCGAGGGGCUCGCUGCUGGCGUCCGCCUGCCUGCUGCUGGCGCUGGUCACCAAAGACCUGGGAGGAUGGGGUCCCGUCCUGCAGUUCCACUCCGGCUACCAGGCGGCAGACUUGGCGCCCGUCGUCAGGAAGCUCCACGAGGUGCUUUCAGCUCCGCCCGACGAUAAGCUGAAAGCCAUCAGGCACAAAUACUCUCACAAGGUGUUUUUCGAGGUCGCGUCCCUGCCGAUGGUCAACAGUGACAUUUUGGAGGAAGCUUUAUCUCAGUGAGGCCCCCCCCCACCCCCCCUCAGACCCCCCCGUGCCAGUCCAAUUUGAGUGGAAAUAUUUCCAAUUUCUCCCUCCAAACCUGUAUAUAAUUUGUGAAUAUGUUUAAUAUUUAUACAUGUGGUCUUUCCUGUCUUUUUAUAUACUAUUGGAAAUAAAUCUUUAAUUCCAGUUUGUGAAAAGAGCUCUUAUGGGCAUUUGUUUUCCAGAGGUUAUGCCAGUUUAUUGUGCUACGGUUGAUUUUAAUGGCUUUUUUUUAAAUGGCAUUUCAGUGCACAUUUGGCAUUGUUUUUUUUUUUUAUAAGAGGUUACAAAGGAAAAAAUUAAUUAAUGUGCCCUGUGUGUGUGUGUGUGUGCGUGUGUGUGUGUGAGAGAGAUUUAAAAACAUGUUUUAAGAUGAUGCUACGGUGAGAUGUCAGUAAACACUUUUCAUGGUGAAUUAUGCACCAGUCCAAACAUUUCUAUAGGUUUUCCUACAUUGUGUGUGUGUGUGUGUGUGUGUGUGUGUGUGUGUGUGUGUGUGUGUGUGCGCGCACAUACGUUGUACAGCGUUUAUCAUGUUAUUAUCACUAUGCUAAUUAUUUGUAUAAAAGACGACCGCACGAUGCUAUUUCUAAAUUGCUGUCGUGCACGCUCUUAAAAUAAAGUUCUUUUUGUUUUUUUAAAAA
Cyclopterus lumpus (lumpfish) is the source of this 2145-nucleotide messenger RNA. RefSeq names its product cyclin B3 (gene ccnb3). The transcript is spliced from 12 exons. Bases 188 to 1480 code for a protein of 430 amino acids. Gene Ontology annotation, molecular function: cyclin-dependent protein serine/threonine kinase regulator activity. The record is from RefSeq and is a predicted model, not a curated record. Lineage: Eukaryota; Metazoa; Chordata; Actinopteri; Perciformes; Cyclopteridae. Gene Ontology annotation, cellular component: nucleus; cytoplasm; cyclin-dependent protein kinase holoenzyme complex. Gene Ontology annotation, biological process: regulation of cyclin-dependent protein serine/threonine kinase activity; mitotic cell cycle phase transition.